AUGUUUAAAUUAUUGUAUUUUAUUUUAUUUUUAACAUCAGUGAGAGGUGAAUUUGAAUUAAAUAUUCUCCAUUACAAUGAUUUUCAUGCAAGGUUUGAAGAAACAAGUCUGUCUGGUGGACUUUGUGAUAAAACCAGCGAGGAGCCUUGUAUUGGAGGGUUUGCUCGACUAGCUACCGCUGUACGUGAGGCUAUGAAUCGGGAACAGGACUCCAUACUUCUUAACGGAGGCGACAGUUUCCAAGGCACUAUUUGGUACAAUAUCUUGAGAUGGAAUGUCACACAAGAUUUUAUGAAUAUGCUGCCACACGAUGCUCACGUACUUGGUAACCACGAAUUCGACAAUGGUAUCGAAGGGGCUGUACCUUAUAUAAAAGCAUUGAAUUCAACAGUGGUUACAGCAAAUAUGAUCGCUGAUGAUGAACCUACUAUUCAAGGAAUAUACAAACCUAGUACUAUUGUGGAAAGGAAUGGGAAAAAGAUCGGUAUAAUUGGUGUUAUUAUAUCUUCCACUGAUGAAUUAGCAUCGACAGGAAAAUUGAGAUUCACUGAUGAAGUAGAGACAGUGAAAGCUGAAGCUGAAAAAUUGAACCUUCAGGGCGUGGACGUAAUUAUAGUUUUGUCUCACUGUGGCCUAGAUAUCGAUAGAGAAAUUGCACUUCACGGAGGUCCUUAUAUUGAUAUAAUUGUUGGUGGUCACAGCCAUACACUAUUAUAUAAUGGAGAGCCCACUGAUACUUCUGCAUUCAGUCCCCAAGGACCUUACCCUAUUGUUGUGGAACAAGAAUCGAGAACGGUAUUAAUUGUUCAAGCUGCAGCCCAUACCAUAUAUUUAGGUGAAAUCAAAUUGUAUUUUGACGAUUCUGGUAAUCUCCUAAAUUGGGUUGGUAAUCCUCAUUAUCUUGGAAGUGAUAUCGAGCAGGCUCCUGAUGUACUUGCAAAGAUCGAUGAAUAUAUUCCACUGAUAGAAGAAAUGGCAAAUACUCCAGUUGGUAACUCAUUAGUAUUCUUAGAUAGCAGUUGUGCUUGUAAAGAAUGCAACCUUGGAAAUUUAAUUUGUGAUGCAUUUAUGCAUUCGGUAAUGGACAGAGCGGAAGGCGAUAAUUGGCAUUACGCACAUUUUUGUGUCAUAAACCAGGGUGGGAUUAGAGCUGCUAUCACACCAGGAAAUGUGACGUAUGCUCAAUUAUUAUUAACGAUACCAUUCGAAAACAGAGUGGAAGUAUUCGAAUUAAAAGGUGAACACAUAAUAGAGAUGCUCGAGUUCUCUGUAGCUAAUCAACCUUGGCCAGGCGCUAGAAUGCUGCAAGUAUCAGGUAUAAGAACGGUUUUUGAUGGCUCUCAACCAGUCGGCAGUCGUGUUGUUAGUGUGACCGUACGCUGUAUAGAAUGUGACGUACCAAGAUAUAUACCAUUAGAUCUCAAUAAGUAUUAUAGGGUUGUCUCCCAGAAUUUCAUAGGAAAUGGCGGCGGGGGAUAUCAUAUGAUAUCAAAUAACAGACGGAACGUUAUAGAAGUUGGAUUAGACUACGAAGUGGUGAAGAAUUAUUUUGAACACCAGUCGCCUGUAUUCGUGGACAUAGACGGACGAAUGCAAAUAAGUGAUCCUUGUAUUGUUUGA
This is a messenger RNA of Diatraea saccharalis (sugarcane borer), 1620 nucleotides long. The record is from the annotation of a GenBank genome assembly. Lineage: Eukaryota; Metazoa; Arthropoda; Insecta; Lepidoptera; Crambidae.